AUGGCUGAUCCCAGGAGACCCGCGAAGGUGGCCAGGUACAAACCUCCCAGUACCGACACCAACCCAGCACUGGAGGACCCAACCCCUGACUACAUGAACCUACUGGGAAUGGUCUUCAGCAUGUGCGGGCUCAUGCUCAAGCUGAAAUGGUGUGCCUGGAUCA
Messenger RNA from Acanthisitta chloris (rifleman), 163 nucleotides. RefSeq names its product WD repeat domain 83 opposite strand (gene WDR83OS). The annotation marks the transcript as partial. The record is from RefSeq and is a predicted model, not a curated record. Gene Ontology annotation, biological process: protein insertion into ER membrane. The transcript has 3 exons. Gene Ontology annotation, molecular function: protein folding chaperone. Gene Ontology annotation, cellular component: endoplasmic reticulum membrane. NCBI's taxonomy places the organism in Eukaryota, Metazoa, Chordata, Aves, Passeriformes, Acanthisittidae.